AUGCAGCCACAUCAUACUAAUGUGACCUGGGAUUAUGUUAACUUAACAUUACUUCUCGUUAGCUGUAAUUUGUUUGAAGUCCAAUUUAUGUCACAAGUAAACAUGGAACAGCUUAAAAAUAUUUACAAUACCAGAGGCUAUUCUAAAUAUACCACAAAUAUAGAUAUACAAAAUUGCGUUUAUCGAAAUAUCUAUGCAGCAAAAUUAACUGAAAUUGGUUAUCUAAUUGGUUAG
Molecule: messenger RNA, 234 nt
Organism: Clunio marinus
Lineage: Eukaryota; Metazoa; Arthropoda; Insecta; Diptera; Chironomidae
Source: the annotation of a GenBank genome assembly